Molecule: messenger RNA, 731 nt
Organism: Marchantia polymorpha subsp. ruderalis
Lineage: Eukaryota; Viridiplantae; Streptophyta; Marchantiopsida; Marchantiales; Marchantiaceae
Source: the annotation of a GenBank genome assembly
GCUGCUCUUCCUCAGAAGCUCGAGACGCUCCCGGGGACGCUCGAAAACACGCGCGAGCAGCGGUCCGCUCUCUGUCUCUGCCCACUCAUCCGGCGUUCGAGAAUCGAGCGUGGCUGGCAGCUAUGGCAGCUCUGUGCGUUUCUCCCACUUCGGUUGCCUUCUCCGCUUCGAGCCUGGUGAAUGCGGCCUCUUCCCGACAAUUGUUGGCUUCCCCAUCAGCCGUCUCUGUGUCAAGCCCAAGCGGAGUGUACCCCUCAGUGAGAUGUGGCAGAGGCGACAGCCGAACUGCUAAAGGCAAGAGGUUUAAAGGCUCUUUUGGAAAUGCACGACCAAAGGACUCAUCGAAAGGAAAGGGCUUAGCAACCACUGCGCUGCCCCCGAGGCCACCUAAGAAAGACGAGUUCGACGACGGCGAAUUCAUCCAGGUCGACCUUGAUGAGACGUUGUUCGCCAACUAGGUGGUAGACCACCUGGGUGCAGCAUGCCCAUUAUCAUUAGAAGCUUAUGUCCACGAAUUUUUUUUCACGAACAAUUAUUCAAGAAGAGUAGUUUUGUAGCCCUGAUUAUACCUGAUGUAGAAUAUUAGGCUUGUUCCAACCAUUCGAUAACAAAGGCAAAGAGCUAUGGGUUCUCGGCUUGCUUUACUGUGAUGGUUUUGGCUAGCAGUUGUGCUUUGGCAAUAACGACAAGAAAUGAUUAAUUGAACUAGACGGGCCAUGGAACCUACCGAG